AUGCAUGAUCGAGUCGCACAGUUAGAGAAGUUGGUUUUGUCAUUGAAGGAUUGCGAGGACAGCAGUCGCGCACAGCAUUCAUUCUCAGCUGCUCAAGCUAAUCAUCCCGCGGAUGCGUCGCAGCUGCCGUCGACCUUCGGCAGGAUCAGUCUAGAGAACGAAGAGACUAAUUACGUUGAGGGCUCACACUGGACGGCCAUUCUGGAUGGAAUUGCCGAGCUGAAGGAUUUCUUCGACGACACCGACGUGCCCCAGCCGGCUGAAUUAAAUACCAGUCGUAUGGGCUCGGAGUGGAACCUUCAGGCGCGCCGACCUGCACUUAUCUUCGGAGAUGUUCAGUAUCUCGAUAGAGACGAGAUUCUGGCAUCAGUUCCACCGAGGCCAACGGUGGAUCGACUCUUAGCCACGUACUUCAACUCGAAAAAUAUCAAUACUCUUGCCAUUCAUGGCCCGACAUUCUUAGAGGAGUAUGAUCGAUUUUGGGAAUGUCCAGCAAAGGCCUCUAUCAUGUGGAUUGGUCUUCUAUUCUCCAUGAUUUGCUUGGCAGCAAUACAUCAGCAGCUUGAAAGACCAGCCUCCGACCAGCCGGCAUCACUCGCGCAGGAUUUUGAAGAAAUACAUGGAAUGCAGGUCUACCGUGACCGGGUUGGCCAGUGUCUUGCUCUAGCGGACUACACCAAGUGCGUGCCAUACACCAUCGAAACGCUCUUACACUACUUGGCGAUUGAAUACCUCAAUAUCACCGACAGCCAGACCAGCGUUUGGAUCCUACUGGGCAUUACUGUGCAGAUAGCGUUACGUAUGGGCUAUCAUCGCGACGGAUCCCACUCUUCGCAUUUGUCGCCGUUCCAGGCCGAGAUGCGGCGCCGAGUGUGGGCAAUCAUCUUUCAACUCGACUCAGCAGCGGCCGGGCAAUAUGGCCUUCCGCGCAUGAUCAACGCGGGCAAGGUAGAUACUGCGGAACCUCGAGAUCUCAGCGACGACGCCCUUGGCCCCGAAAUGACAGAAUUGCCCCCGUCUCGAUCCGACUCCGCGCCAAGCUCUAUUCAAUUUUUAGUCAUGAAAAACAGACUGGUGUCCACCUUCAACCUCGUCAUUGACCUUACAAGUUCGCCGAAGCAAGUCGUUUCCUACGCGGAAGUUAUGAGACUGGAUAGGAUCCUGAACGAGCAGUUUACAUCCAUGCCGGUUCCGCUACGCAUGCGUUCAAUGAGCAGACAACUCACGGAUGCCUCGGAUGUGAUUCUGAAUAGAGUGUUUCUAGCCUUGACCUUCUACAAGUCGCGCUGUAUACUGCAUCGAGAGUACAUGCUGGCGGGUCGGUCGGAUAGUCGAUACUUGUAUUCUCGCAGGUCUUGUAUCAACGCUGCCUUGGAAAUCCAGCACAUCCAAGCUAGUCUGCACGAAGAAUCCCAGCCUGGGAGGCGUUUCUAUCAUGAACGAUGGAAAUAUUCCGCCUUGGUCAAGCAUAUCUUUCUCCUAGCAACCACAAUUCUCUGUGUCGACCUCGACUAUAGCAUCCGAGACAGAAAUAACGAAAGUGGAAUCACGGAUGAGUUUUCAGACCGAGUCGUUCAAUCAUUGACAAACUCCUGCUCCAUUUGGCUCCAAUCAAGCGACAAGUCCCGCGAAAGCCAAAAGGUUACCGAGAUGCUGCGAAUUGUGCUUGGAAAAGUCCUUCUCCUCUAUCAUACGACCAAUCCUCCUACCCAACGUUUUCAACAGAUCCGCUGCCGUUUGUAA
Messenger RNA from Aspergillus thermomutatus, 1743 nucleotides. RefSeq names its product fungal specific transcription factor domain-containing protein. The record is from RefSeq and is a predicted model, not a curated record. Gene Ontology annotation, cellular component: nucleus. The transcript has 5 exons. Gene Ontology annotation, biological process: DNA-templated transcription. Gene Ontology annotation, molecular function: DNA binding; zinc ion binding. NCBI's taxonomy places the organism in Eukaryota, Fungi, Ascomycota, Eurotiomycetes, Eurotiales, Aspergillaceae. Bases 1 to 1743 code for a protein of 580 amino acids.